CAGCCUUUGCUCUGGGGGUUAAUCUUAAAUUAGGGAUAAGGUUGUGUGCCUUUUUCUGCGGCCUCGCAGGGGUGCGUCGCGGCUGCGCUUUAACGGUACAGAUGUUUUUUUUUGGCUUUUUAUUUUUCACCAGCUGUUGCAUCAUCAGUCAGAAGAGAAAUGGAGGAGGAAGAAUCCAAAGAGAAAAAGAGGGUCCUUCCCCAGUGGAUGACGGACGCCAAAAGCGAUUCAAACAGAGCGAGGGACUUAAAGAGGAAGAAAGUGAUAUCACCCAGGAAACAGCCCGUGUACUGUAUGAAUGAAAUGGAGCUGGUCGCGUGCGCUUUGGAGAUAAUAAAUCAGGGUAAAAGGUUUGUGGAUACGGAAGAGGUGGGUUUAGAUGAGCAGAGUGACGAUCUGCCAGCCGGUACACCCGCGGGCACCAGUAGCACCUACAUUCCCCCACCAACCAACAAAGAAAACCCCCGAUCACCCAUCAAAGGCUUUAGAAAACCAACGGCAGGAGUGCGUUCAGAUGAUGAUGAUGACGACCCUUUAAAAUUUGUUCGAGAGAUUUUUUUCAGCUGAUAUUAAGCGAUUACUGAAGUUGAAGACAAAUGGACGCUUAUCAUUUUUAAAGACCACUCGGAUUUUUAUUUGCACAACCAGAAAAGAUCAUGAACGAUGUCAGCAAUAUAAAAAUCAGUUUCAAAAUAAAUAACUAUUUUUAUAGCAACAUGGGUUUAAUACAGAGUGUAUUAGUACAUGAGUUAAAAAAAAAAACAUUUAUCAAAAUUCUGUUAACCUUUCUUUUUUAAGUUUAAUUCAGUUGCUCCAGUUAAAUAAAUGCCGUUUUAUAGCA
Spea bombifrons (plains spadefoot toad) is the source of this 841-nucleotide messenger RNA. Its product is annotated as cell cycle regulator of non-homologous end joining-like. Gene Ontology annotation, cellular component: cytoplasm; nucleus. Gene Ontology annotation, biological process: double-strand break repair via nonhomologous end joining; negative regulation of double-strand break repair via nonhomologous end joining. NCBI's taxonomy places the organism in Eukaryota, Metazoa, Chordata, Amphibia, Anura, Pelobatidae. The coding region runs from base 160 to 567 and encodes 135 amino acids. The transcript has 3 exons. The record is from RefSeq and is a predicted model, not a curated record.